Molecule: messenger RNA, 1317 nt
Organism: Oenanthe melanoleuca
Lineage: Eukaryota; Metazoa; Chordata; Aves; Passeriformes; Muscicapidae
Product: GTP-binding protein Rhes-like
Exons: 1
Coding region: 175-801 (208 amino acids)
Molecular function (GO): GTP binding; GTPase activity
Source: RefSeq, a predicted model, not a curated record
AUGAGCUGGGCUCGGGGCUCGGAGAGUCCGCGGCAAAGCGGGCGGGAGAAGUUUGGGGAGCGGUGCCGCUAACACUCCCAGGGCGGGGAGGACGGACAGACAGACGGACGCAGCGGGGCUGCAGCCACCCAGGCACACCUGCGGGGCGAGCAUCCCGUCCCCUCCGUGCCAGCCAUGUCCCUGGUGGUGAAGGAGAAGAGCCACGUGCGGCUGGUUUUCCUGGGAGCCGCCGGCGUGGGCAAGACGUCGCUGAUCCGCCGCUUCCUGCUGGACACCUUCGAGCCCAAGCACCGGCGCACGGUGGAGGAGCUGCACAGCAAGGAGUACGAGCUGUGCGGGGCCACGGUCACGGUGGAGAUCCUGGACACCAGCGGCAGCUACUCCUUCCCGGCCAUGAGGAAGCUCUCCAUCCAGAACAGCGACGCCUUCGCCCUGGUCUACGCCGUGGACGACGCCGAGUCCUUCGAGAGCGUCAAGAGCCUGCGGGAGGAGAUCCUGGAGGUGAAGGAGGACAAGUUCCCCCCCAUCGUGGUGGUGGGCAACAAGGCGGAGAGCGGCGGCGAGCGGCAGGUGCCGGCCGAGGAGGCGCUGUCGCUGGUGGAGCUGGACUGGAACAGCCGCUUCGUGGAGACCUCGGCCAGGGACAACGAGAACGUGCUGGAGGUGUUCAGGGAGCUGCUGCAGCAGGCAAACCUGCCCAGCAGGCUCAGCCCCGCGCUCUGCAAGAGGAGGGAGACGCUGCCCAAGGAGCAGGCGCUCCGGCCGCCCAUGAACAAGACCAACAGCUGCUCCGUGUGCUGAGCGCGGCUCCAAACUCAGGUGGGCUGGGUGGGGAGAGGCACUGCCUCGGCCGAAACCUCCCCUGCUGCCUCCCACCCCUUCCCUCCUCUCCCCACCCAGCCACAGGAGCAGAGAGGAUAAGAAGCGGGAGCUGGAAGGGAUGCUGGUUGCUGGAUGGGUGUGGGGAGAGGAGGAAUUCCCAAAAAAGCAGAAGGCUCACCUGGGGUCAGCCAGGGCGCUGUGGAGAGCUGGCAGGCACGGGCAGGGGGACAAUGCCAGGCUCUGGCAGAUGUGGCAUCUCAGCUGCACCAGCCCUGCCAGUGCCGCUGUCCCAGGGCUCGGGUCCGGUGUCACCUGUCCCAACCUCCUGGCACGGCUCUGGCACCCCCAGCACACCCGGUGUCCCAGCAGUCCUGACUCUGUACCUGCUGUAGAGCAUGUCAUAGGGUGGUCUGUGCAUCAGUUUGGUUUUCUCCAUUCUAUUUCUGUUUGGUUUUUUUUUAAGCAUUCCCAAUAAAUAAAUUGUUGCAAAAUGGA